AUGGAGCUGAAGGUGGACCUCCAGCGCUCCGGAGCGGUGCUGAGGCCGGCAGAGCCGGCGCGCCGGCCGCCCCUCCUGCGCUCCCAGACGGUAGCGCUGAGCGCCGCCCGGCUGAGUGCGACCGCCGACACCCACGGCCGGUCCAUGUCGAUGCCGGCGGCCGCUGGCGGCACCCUGCCGCCGCUGCACCACCUGCCCGACCAGACGGUGCAGGGCAUGCACACGCACUACUACCCCGAGGGCGGCUGGGGCUGUGCCGCCAUGGAGUGGGUGCCGGCCGACGCCCGCCUGCUCCGCUCCUGCUCGCUGCCGUCGCUGGCCGGCGGCGCGGCCGACUCGGGCGUCGACUCGGAGCCGCCGAGCGGCCACUACUACCUCGAGGGACACUGGGGCUGGGUGGUGGCGCUCUGCCACGCCCUCGUCAACGUGCUGGUGCACGGUCUGCAGAGCAGCUUCGGUGUGAUGGCGGCUCCCGCGGCCGAGGAGUUUCGGCGGCCUCCGUUGACGGUCGGCCGCCUGCGGGCGUGCUCCACCUCGCUGACCGCCUUCCGUACCUGUAUUCGGGGCCGCCUGCAGGCGUGCUCCACCUCGCUGACCGCCUCCCGCGCCUGGGCUCGAGGCCGCCUGCCGGCGUGCUCCACCUCGCUGACCGCCUCCCGCGACUGGGCUCGAGGCCGCCUGCGAGCGUGCUCCACCUCGCUGACCGCCUCCCGCGCCUGGGCUCGAGGCUGGCUGGGCGCCAUGUCGAUAGCGCUCUCCUGGCUGCUGUCGCCGCUCACCAUCGCCAUCUGCCGGCGCAAGUCCACCCGGCUGACGGCUGUGCUCGGGGGUCUGGUCGCCGCGCUCGGCAUCCUCUUCAGUUCCUUCGCGUCUCGCUUCCACCAGCUGUUCAUCUCGUACGGAACCAUAUUCGCGGUGGGCGUCUCUAUGACCCGGGACGCGUCCACGCUGAUGGUGGGCCAGUACUUCAAGCGGCGUCGCGAGCUGGUGGAGACGGUCGUCAUGUCGGGCAGCGGCGUCGGGCUGGCGCUCAUGUCCGCGCUGCUUCAGGGCGCCAUACAGGCGGCCGGCUGGCGCCUGGGCCUCCAGGCCGUCACCGGGGUCAUAGUGCUCACCUGUCUGCUGGGCACCUUCUACCGGUCCGCCUCGCUGUAUCACCCGCAGCGCAGGGCCAUCCUCCACUUGAAGCACUCCAAGAAAAAGGUGAAGGGCAAGACCAAGGUGGAAGACAAGCCGCCGUUCCUCGACUUCUCGAUGCUGAGGUCGAGGACGGUGCGGGUGCUGCUCGUCUCCACCAGCCUCAGCUCCCUGGGCCUGCACACGCCGCUCAUAUACCUGGCGCAGCAGGCACGGCAGGAGGGGAUCGCCGACGACUCGGUGCUGCUGCUGCAGAGCUACCUCGGCCUCGGCUGGACUCUCGGCUGCUGCGCCUUCGGCUUCGUCGUCGUCAGAAAUAAUCAGGAGGGCACCAAAGCCAUAGAUCAAUGA
Messenger RNA from Pollicipes pollicipes, 1488 nucleotides. RefSeq lists its product as uncharacterized. The record is from RefSeq and is a predicted model, not a curated record. Bases 1 to 1488 code for a protein of 495 amino acids. Gene Ontology annotation, molecular function: transmembrane transporter activity. Gene Ontology annotation, biological process: transmembrane transport. NCBI's taxonomy places the organism in Eukaryota, Metazoa, Arthropoda, Thecostraca, Pollicipedomorpha, Pollicipedidae. The transcript has 10 exons.